Conger conger (European conger) is the source of this 1767-nucleotide messenger RNA. It is a transcript of the gene gnptg, whose product is annotated as N-acetylglucosamine-1-phosphate transferase subunit gamma. The record is from RefSeq and is a predicted model, not a curated record. NCBI's taxonomy places the organism in Eukaryota, Metazoa, Chordata, Actinopteri, Anguilliformes, Congridae. The transcript is spliced from 11 exons. Bases 93 to 1019 code for a protein of 308 amino acids. Gene Ontology annotation, cellular component: Golgi apparatus.
GUGAGCACUUCCGUGUAAUGCAGAAGACAAUAAUCCAUCGCACUAACGUUACUACUAGCUAACUAUUUUCCUUAACGCCAACUGGAUCUGUCAUGUACAAUUCUAUGGCUAGAAUAUGUAGCGCAAGAUUGUGCUGUUUUAUUUGUCUUGUUUUAAACUGUACACCAAGUUCACUUGCUGGAAAAAUGAAGAUUGUAGAAGAACCAAAUACGUUUGGGAUUAACAAUCCCCUGGCAGUUCCAGGGAACAGGCUUCAGCCCAAAGUGUCUCCCUCUCCAGUGUCAGGACCGGCUCAUCUUCACAAGCUCUCAGGGAAGUGUUUCAGCUACAUAGAAUCUACAUAUAAAUAUGAAUUCUGCCCAUUCCACAACAUAACCCAGCACGAGCAGACAUUUAGGUGGAACGCCUACAGCGGCAUACUGGGAAUCUGGCAGGAGUGGGAGAUUGUCAACAACACUUUCAAGGCCAUGUGGAUGAGGGAGGGAGACUCCUGUGGAAAUAAAAACAGGCAAACUAAGGUGCUCCUCUCCUGCGGGGUCAGCAGUAAGCUGGCACAGGUGUCAGAGCCCAGCACCUGCAUGUACUCCCUGUCCUUCGAGACACCGCUUGUGUGCCACCCUCAUUCGCUACUAGUGUACCCAGCACUAAGUGAAAAGCUGCAAAAUGACUGGGAUGAAGCUGAACAAGCUCGCUAUGAGGAACUCAUCACUGAGCAGGGAUACAGUAACCUACUAAAGGACAUUUUUGAGGAAGCUGGCUAUUUAAAGACCCAGAAAGUGACUGAGAAGAAGGAUAUCAGUAGCCCCACAAAAGAUUUUGAGUCCCUUGAGAAAUGCAAUGAGGAGUUUCACAAACAGAGCAAGGAGAUUGAGAGACUACGGGCACUGCUGACUCAACACAACAUUCCUCAUGAGAAACAGCCGGCAGAACAGCCCCAGAUUCCUGUGGACGUGGCCCCUGCGGCCCCUGAGGACAGUCACCUGCGGGGGGACAUGGGGCUCCUGCCAGACCUGCAGUGAGUGAGGGAGGGGCUCCUGCCAGACCUGCAGUGAGUGAGGGAGGGGCUCCUGCCAGACCUGCAGUGAGUGAGGGAGGGGCUCCUCCAGCCACACGUUCUUCUCCCGUGGAGACGAACACAGGACUGCCUUCAAUGUGUUUUAACCAGUGCCCAAUAAUCAUCCAGCUCUUCGGAGAGGGUCUGUUCCACACUGGGUUUUUACAGUGCAGGACUUCCAGGGAGAGGGGCGCUUAUGGCGGGAUGAGAAAUUAAAAUUUGGAUGAAGGAAUCAGCUCAGAUUUAGGGUUUUUCACCAUUGUUGGUUUUUGUCUUCUUUCAUUUUUUUGUAAAUAUGUAAUAUAUAGUGUGUGUGUACAUUUGAGUAACAUUUGCAAAAUAAAGGUAAGAAUUGUAUAAAAUUGCAAUUGAACAUUAUUUUUACUCUCAAAUCAUUAGAGGUAGCUUGACCUUCUGAAUGCCCAGCACCAUAUGCAAAAUCAAGCUCAAUCACCAAUGUAUUAAAUAUCAGAGACUCCAAAAGUAUCCAGUGAUGACUACGCCCAAACCAUAUAAUUUCUCAUCACCUUCAUGUUCUUUGGUGUGACUGUGUAGCUUGCAUAUUUGUAUCUUUUGCACAUUUUGUACAAAUUAUAAUUCUGUGGAAAAAUUGUCCCCGCAUGCCUACAGUUGAAAAUCUCUAUAAAACUGUGGUUAAUAUUCAGUCUCUAUUGAAAAGAAUCUUUAGUGCAAUAAAGAUGUUCUGGAAAUUA